AAGAGGGCGACAUCCGAAAAGCAUGGCGCUUGAAACGUGUAUUGCGUUUUUGCUAGCAGAUAGCUAUGAUGUUGAAGAUUUCACAUUAUUCGAGAGAAAUGCAACUCGCAAACGUCGGAAAGCAAGCUUGCGACCGUUUAACUGCUGGAGAAAUAUUCCUUCAGUUGUUCAACUUGUUAAAUCCAACUUAAACUGGUUGAACCGUGGUUGCUGGUUGACUACCGACAACGUACCGAAAGAGCUCGGUUAAAUAAGGGUUGUUAAAUGAAGAUGACAGCUAGCUGGAAACCAGCAACCAAACAUCUGUGUUUAUUUUCAGCUAUGAAAAACCCAAUGAUGCAACUAAUUGUUUUGAUGUUAAUUUAUAUCUCAGCAGAAUGAAAACUGAACCAAGUGAUGAUCUGCAAAGAGAGGAUGACAAAAGAGAUGUUUUCAAUACUGUGCUUGAAAGCUUGAUAAUAAGUGAUUUUAAGAGUCAUUUCCAGCUGACUCCAUCCCAAACUGAGGAGUUGGUACGGUUGCUGGCACCUUGCAAAUGGACCGCCGUUAGGCAAGAGGGAUGGACAGUGUGGCACGCAGUGCUUGCUAGCCUGUGGGCUCUUUCUACCCAAGAGUCUUACCACAGUGUGGCAAACCGUUUCCACAUCGCAGAGUCACUCGUUUGUGAUCAGCUGGAUGAGUUCUGCACGCUUGUUACCAGUAACUUGGUUAAUGAAAUUCACUGGGAGCUCGGGGAGGAAGCUGAAAUGUCUGUGGUGGGGUUCCUUUCUACUGUGGGGUUACCGGAUACUCUCUGCGUAGUAGGAACGGGUUUCAUUCCUAUUGAGAAACCUACAGAUGUGCCAGAUCCAGAGGCAUACAGAGACACAGAUGGGUCGUACUCCAUAAAACUCAUGGCUUUUUGCAACCACAAGGGCCGCUUUACCUACGUUUCUGCGGAGCACCCUAGAAAUUGGCAUAACUCAAGAGUCCUUUCAGCCACGGAGGUUGGCAAGGCGUUGCGGGAAAACCCUUUGGCUCUGCUACAUGGCAAACACAUCAUUGGCAAUUCCACAUUCCCACUUUCAGAGCACUUUCUGACUCCAUUCCCUGACUAUGCAACACUAGGACAGAAAAAAGUAUGUUAUAACCAGAAAGUGCAGUCAUGUCUUGCAGUAGCACAAGGCUCCCUCCAUACUUUGAGAUCUUGUUUUCAGAGGCUCAGAUGUCUGCAAAAGCAUUCUGUUUGCCAAACCGGUUUAGCUGUGAAGACCUGCUGUAUUUUAUACAACAUGUUUCUAGAAACAUACAAUGUGCCUGUGGCACUGAUUGGGGACGAUGCGACUCAAAAACCUUUUCAUGAACUACGUUAUGGACACUCUGGAAGUCUUGGUGGAAUAUCUAAAAGACAAGACAUUGCGGCCUCACUUGGGCGAACCACAAAAAAGAGGAAAUAUACAUGUACAAUUAGUUUUGAAAUGUAAUGUUGCAUAUGGUGAGUGUUACAUGUUGACAGAAUUUUUUUUACUGUUUUGUUAAUCACUGUAGUAUGUUUAUUUUAUGAUAUUAUAUGUUGGGAGUGUUAUCAUAAUGCAUAUGGUGAAAUACAAAAUCAAGAAGGACAAGCGUUUCUGUACCACAACCAUCUUCAUCUUCUGCUAGGGUGAAUUUGUGACCCGUAAAACAAGACUUUCUACUACGUAUUCUAUGCAUUAUAGAUUCAUUGUACUGUGGGAUGUAUGUUUAUUAAAGUUAUAACUCAAAAUGCAA
This is a messenger RNA of Puntigrus tetrazona (Sumatra barb), 1749 nucleotides long. RefSeq lists its product as uncharacterized. The transcript has 4 exons. Lineage: Eukaryota; Metazoa; Chordata; Actinopteri; Cypriniformes; Cyprinidae. The record is from RefSeq and is a predicted model, not a curated record. The coding region runs from base 378 to 1463 and encodes 361 amino acids.